This is a messenger RNA of Aegilops tauschii subsp. strangulata, 702 nucleotides long. Lineage: Eukaryota; Viridiplantae; Streptophyta; Magnoliopsida; Poales; Poaceae. The record is from RefSeq and is a predicted model, not a curated record.
AUGAGCGCCAACUUCCAGAAGCUCCAGGCGCUCCACCGUGCCCACCUGGACAAGGCGACGUCCAGGAUGGCGGCGGUUGACAAGGCGGAGGCGGACCUCGCGGGGCGUGUCGCUGAGACGCAUGCUUGGUUUCGCCAAGCCCAUGAGGAGCUAAAGGUUGCCCAGGACCUGCUGGCCAAGCGCAAGCUGGAGCUUGUCAUGAAGCAAGCCGACAUCAAGAAGGCCCAGGAGCUAGCGAAGGAGCAGGCCGCCAAAGACGAGGCCGCCCGGCACCAGCACCAGCAGACCGAGGAGCUGGAGCAGAGGCACGAGGAGGCACUAGAUGCUCAGGCCCAGGUCCAGGCCGACAAGGUGAAAGAGCUGGAGGUGGAGCGGGACGGGCUUAAGGAACAGGCCCUGAAGCUGGCGAAGGAGAAAGACACACUCAACGGUGCUCUGGUGGAGGCGCAGGGCGUAGUUCUUGGCAAGGCCAACGACUCCAGCAAAGACCUAAAGCUGAAGCUGGAGGGUCUUGAGGCGAAGCUCUCGGAGGUCCUCACCAAGGUGGUGCACUGGAACCCCAGCCUCGACUUCGACGCCGCGCUGGAGAGCUUGCCAGAGGAUGCGGACCUCACGACGCUCGAGGAGUAUGGCGCCGCCCGUCUGGUCGUCUUCUUCCUUGGAGUGACGACCACCAUGAAGCCGCUGCUCCAGUCAAACUAG